AUGAAGCCCACUAGGAUCCGUAUGUGCCAUUCGCUCGUGAUGAACUAUGGCCUGUACAAAAAGAUGGAGAUCUUUCGUGCAAAGCCUGCCACCAAGCGUGAAAUGUCGCAAUUCCACACGGACGAGUAUGUCGACUUUUUGCAUCGCGUUACGCCGGAUAAUGUAGACGCAUAUGUGCGCGAGCAAGCAAAAUACAAUGUCGGCGACGAUUGUCCCGUGUUUGAUGGACUGUUCGAGUACUGCUCCAUCUCGGCAGGCGGCUCGAUGGAGGGCGCUGCGCGUCUCUCGCGCGACAAGUGCGACAUCGCCGUGAACUGGGCUGGCGGCCUGCAUCAUGCGAAAAAAGGCGAAGCGAGCGGGUUUUGCUAUAUCAACGAUAUCGUGCUUGGCAUCCUGGAACUGUUGCGCUAUCACCCGCGUGUCUUGUACAUUGACAUCGAUGUACACCAUGGCGACGGUGUCGAAGAAGCUUUCUAUACCACUGACCGCGUCAUGACGUGCUCCUUCCACAAGUACGGCGAGUUUUUCCCGGGUACGGGCGAGUUGCGCGAUACUGGAUUUGGCAAAGGAAAAAACUACGCGGUCAAUGUGCCGCUCAGGGACGGGAUCACCGACGCGACGUACCACAGCGUCUUUCAGCCAGUGAUGCAGCGGAUUAUGGAGCAGUACCAGCCGAGCGCUGUAGUACUGCAAUGCGGCUCCGACUCGCUUGCCGGUGACCGACUUGGCUGCUUCAAUCUGUCGAUGCAUGGGCAUGCAAAGUGUGUCGAAUUUGUCAAGAGCUUUGGGCUUCCGUUGCUACUGCUCGGUGGCGGAGGCUACACGAUGCGCAAUGUGAGCCGCGCUUGGGCCUACGAAACGGGCCUUGCCGCUGGCCAUGAACUGAACUCGAUUCUGCCGGUGAAUGAAUACUACGAGUACUUUGGGCCAGACUACCGACUCGAUGUUGUGCCGAGCAACAUGGAGAAUCUAAACACGCCCGAGUACCUCGACAAAGUCAAAGAAAAGGUCUUUGAAACACUCCGACACGUAGCGCCUGUGCCGUCUGUGCAAGGCCAUGUCGAGCCACGCCUUGCGCAUGAUCUAGCAAUGGAGGAGGAGGACGAUGAUAAGGACGACCCAGAUGUGCGCGGUAGCAAGAUCCAGCGCCUGCGCGAUAAGCGUGUCCAGCGAGAUGGUGAUUUGGAGGACUCGGAGGACGAAGGCGAGGAUGGCAAGCGCGAUUACCAGACGUCGGAACCACAAGCAAUGGAGAUGGAUCCGCCGGCAAAGCCAGCCACAGAAACGCAGCCCAAAGAGGCACAGUCUGUAGGUGCGCAGCUCACAGAACUGCAGCGCACGGUAGAAUGA
Molecule: messenger RNA, 1350 nt
Organism: Malassezia vespertilionis
Lineage: Eukaryota; Fungi; Basidiomycota; Malasseziomycetes; Malasseziales; Malasseziaceae
Gene: RPD3
Product: histone deacetylase
Exons: 4
Coding region: 1-1350 (449 amino acids)
Molecular function (GO): histone deacetylase activity
Source: RefSeq, a predicted model, not a curated record